AUGCUCGCUUUGUUCCUCUUGGCUCAACAUGUUCUUGCUAAGGAUACAUCAAACGAUUCUUAUAUUGUCAAGAAAAUCGAAUCUUGUCCGGACGAGGGUUAUUUCUUUAAACGGGACAUAAACUUCAACAUCAUAGAACCGAACUGCUAUCUUUGCUUCUGUCAGGAUAACGGAACAGCUGUCUGCUGGCUCAGGCCGAAUAAUAGAUGUGAUACAAAGUAUUAUUACCAUGCUGGGAGGAAAAAGAGAGAAAUCAGAUCACGGCGCUCUCCUGGACUCAGCGACAUAUUCUUCCGUGACGCAUCUCGGGAUUUUUUCAACAAACGAAUGCCGGAACAAUGUAAGCCACACGAAUCGAGUUUCAGCGAGGGAUGCCCGCCAGCCGAUUGGUGCAUUGGUUGUACUGUGUGUGAUUGUGAUGCAAACGGACGAUGGGAUUGUCAUGUUCUAAGUUUUUGUCCUGAUGGUACAGGUAAAAAGCAAAUGAAAAAACGACGUGGUUCAGUUCGCAGUAAAAUUAUGAAAAGGCAACUAGCAACCAAUAAAGAAAGAGAUAAAAUGAGAACAACUACAAAAACGACGAAAAAGCCAACAAGAAAAAGUGCUAGGAAAAAUAAUAGAGGGAACAAACCACAAAUAAAGCAAAACAAGGUAGAACGAAUUAAUGGAAAACAAAGAAAGCAACAAAAGAAGCCAAACAGACGUACGCAACCAAAGAAGCCGAAACCACCGUGCCCCAUGCAAAAUUCAACUAAAGGAAAAUCAAAGAAGUCAAUACUUAAAUCUAGCAAAAGCAAGGAUCUCAAAAUCAAUAAAAAUGAUAUGACUGCUAAAUUUGCUGAAAGUAUUCUUAAGAAGGUUAUGGCUUCAGUUGAAAAAUUCAUCAACGAAAGUCAAAAGAAUUCGAGUAAGUCAAACCGAUCGAAAAAUAUGAAGAAACGACCCAUGUCUAAACAUAAAAAAGGAAAUAAUAAAAACAGUGUGAAUACAGAUAGCAACAAAAUUAAAUCGAAAAUUUUAAAUGAUAAAAUAUGGUCAAAUGUUUCUUCAAAGAAAGCAAAUGAAAAGAUAAGAGCUAAUUGGAGGAGAAAACGAGAUGUAGAAACACAGGAAAUUAGUAAUAAAUUAGUAUUACCGCUAACAGUAACAAAUUCAACAACCCCGGCAGCAUUUCAUACUUAUAACGUAGACUUGAAAGAUGAAAACAAAACGACAGUGAAUGAAUAUUUAGCAACUGCAACAAAUGAUGUGUUAUCAACCUUAGAUCAAACGACGGGGUAUUUCAGCGAAGGAAUAACUAACCAUAUUAACGAAGAAAUGAUUACGCAAACAAAUGAAAUAAUUUUAAAUAGAUCACAGAAAUCUUUAAAAACAUUUUUAAAUACUCACAAAGAGAGGAAUAGCAGUGACAUUAAUCUUCAUUUUAAUAAAACAAGUUACAAUUUAUCUGAAUCGUGUGGAAAAAUAUGUGAACUAAAGAAAACUAUUAGAGAAGUUAUCGUUAGUUUCAAUAAAAUAAAUACGACAAGAAACAAAACUAACAAAGUAAAAGCCAAUCAUUAUAAUAUUUUAACAAAUUUGAAAAAAGUAUUUAGAAAGAUAUUCUUGAAGAAAACAAAUUUAAAAAAUGUAACUAUCGAUAGAAGAAUGCCUUUUCGAAAGCGCAAAAUAAUUAAAGUAUUAUGUAAAAAUAUUGAUUCUUGUAAAAUAAAUCAUGAUAACACAGAAUUACAAUUCAAACUUGAUAAGUUAAGAGUCGAAAGUUUGAAAAUUUUAAAAUCUGUAAGAGUCAUAAAAGGGCUUUUGAAAUUACUAGACAUUCAUGAAAAUAAUGCAAUUACUGAUUUGAAUUACAAGCAAUUUAAUGAUAAUUAUGUUAAUAAAUUAAACGUAAUAUUAAAAGACGAAUAUGCUACAAAAUACGGAAUAACAAAUCUAACAGAAACACAACAAAAGCAAAUUAAUUAUGCCAAGGAAAAUACUUUAAUUUUUGUUGAGUCAAUAGAAAAGUUUUCUAAAAUUUUGAUUGAUGUUAUUAAUAUUCUUAAAAAUGGAGAUAAACGAAAUCAAACACAUUUUUAUCAUAAUUAUGCAAGAGAGCAAGAAUAUAUUAAAACAAAUAACAGUAAGACGAUUAAUGACAAAUUGAUAAAACUAAUUAAUUUAUUAGUCAAAUAUAAUUUGGUUCAGAAUAAAUUUAUGAAGAAAAUGUACGACAUACUAGUAACAUUAGAAGAUAAGGCAAAUACAACAUUUAACGACAAAUUAAAAGAGGUGAGUGUUGAGAAUAUAAAGAGUGAUUACCCUAAUACACUAGAAAAUUAUAUCAAAAACAUAUUUAAAAACCUUAGGAAAUUAAAAGCUCUGCCAGAAAGAUUGAAUUCUAAAAUCAGAAAGAAACGGGCAGCUAUAUACAACGAUGAUGCUGUAGAAUAUCUUUUAAUGCUUAUGGAAUAUUUAUUUAAGCAAAACAAGCCAUCGAAUCUUUCUCCAGUUCAUGAUGGUAUUGAUCUUUUAAUCGAAACCAUUAAGAAUGCACCAGAUAUUAAACCAAUUCAGAAGGAAGUGUUUUACAAUGGUGUCUUACAAACAAAGCAUAGUGAUGAUUCUAUAAAUUUCCAUGGAAAAAAUGUAAUUGCGGAAGAAUAUAAAGAUACAAUAAGUAUAUUCAACAACAAAUUUAAACCUUAUGAAUCAACUGAUAACGAACACGAAUAUUUUAAUGAUUAUAAAGAUUUUAAUAAAGAGAUACAAACGAGCACGCAACCUAACUCUACACCAGAAGAAGUUAAAAUACAGGAUUUAGUCACCAAAAAAACGGUUAGUGUCCACGUCGAUGAAAAUACCAAAUUGGAUAAAUUUAAUGAACAGAUGUUGAAUAAAGACAGACAAGAAGAAAUUAAGAGAUAUGAAGUAUUUGUCGAUGAUACUGCUGAAGAUGACAUGCCUCUCGAUACUACAACUAUUGUAAUAGACACGUCUACAGUUACAGUUCCUAAUACAGAAUCAUUACAUACACCUCCUACAGAGAAUAAAACAAUGAACAAUUAUGAAGCGAGCAAUUCAGACGAUAAGAUUAAGCUAGAAUGGAUUGAAGAAACCUACGAUAAUGGACCAGAACGUGAAAAUAAUACAAAAGUAAAAGAAUCUACAACAGAAGCAAAUGAAAAAGUAACAAAAAAGAUCAAGAAAAUUUAUGAUAAAUAUGCAGAUCCUGUUAGCAGUAUGUCACAUGAAGAUGGGGAACGAAAAUUAUAUACAGAUAGUGAGUCGUAUCACAAGCAGACAAGUCUUCUAAAUUCAUUAGAUUAUAUACCUGAUAGAGAAUUAGAUUCAGAUUCGAGGGAAGAAAAGGAUAACGUCGAUUCAUCUCCGCUGUAUUUUGUUUAG
Vanessa tameamea is the source of this 3390-nucleotide messenger RNA. RefSeq lists its product as uncharacterized. The transcript has 7 exons. NCBI's taxonomy places the organism in Eukaryota, Metazoa, Arthropoda, Insecta, Lepidoptera, Nymphalidae. The record is from RefSeq and is a predicted model, not a curated record. The coding region runs from base 1 to 3390 and encodes 1129 amino acids.